AGGACUGCGCGUCCCCCAGGGGGCGCACUGGGGUCCGUCGCUGUCCGGAGGCGGGCUGGCCCUCGUUUCGGCCCGGGCCCCGCCCCACCAGGGCCGAAGCCCGCCUCCCUCCCGGCUGCCCUGGGCGGUAGGGGCGUGGAACUUCGGGUGCAGCCCCGGCCCCUCCCCCCCCACCUCUCCCGCGGUUGCCGGGGCAACGCCAGGACGCGCUAGCCCUUAGCUCGGGCUCCGCGCCUGGUACGCGAGGCGCGGAGAGCAGGCGGGGAGUUUCAGUGGGGCCUGUGGUCAUGGCCUCGCUACGCACUGCCAACUCCCGGCUGAGGAACUACUUCAAAGAGAACUACAUUCCUCAGGUCUGCGAGGCUCUGUUAUGUGGCCUACUUACUACAUGUCCUGAGGAUCCGCUGAAAUAUUUACAGAAAAUGAUCAUUACUAUAAUGGAAAAUGGUCUCGAAAGUCUUCUCUGGGAUAUGUGCAUUGAUCCAUCAAUGAGGCCAAAAAUUCGGAGGUUGUCUGAAACUUACAUGGAACAACUUUUUGGACUGGAUGAUCAACUGAUGACUCCAGAAUUGAUGAUAAAAGCAUGUACUUUUUAUACUGGACGUUUAGUAAAGACACACUUUUGCUCUUGGAGAGACAUAGCAAUACCUCUUACAAAUGAAGAUGAUGAACUGGCUGAGAAAAUAGAAAGAGCAAUGACAUAUAAUAAUUUCAGACUUCAAAAAUAUGUAUUUCAUCUCUGGCACUCUUAUGUAAAAGGUCAAAAAAAACAACUUACAGAUACACUAUUGCAGGUACAAAAGAUGUUGCACUGUUACAAGCUGACAGCUAUCCUAACUAAAUGGAGGGAUAAAGCAAGACUUAAGUAUAAAAAGAGAGAAGAUGAGCUGAUAUUAAAACAUGAACUUCAAUUGCUAAAAUGGAGAAACAACCUAAAACUCAAAGUAGCUGCUAAUGGAGAAUCCAUUUUUCCUGAACCAAGUCUGUCUAAAGUCUCUCUUGAAGGCAAUAUUCCUGAAUGUGACAUUUCACUGUUACCCCAAAGAGCGGUCUCACAGAUUUUCUUCUACCUCAGCUUAAAAGAUAAAAUAAUAUGUAGUCAUGUUUGUCACUCCUGGAUGUUGAUGACACAAGCAAGCUCGUUGUGGAAUGGUAUUGAUUUUUCCACAGUAAAAAACAUCAUCACAGAUAAAUAUAUAGUGUCUACUUUGCAAAGGUGGCGUCUAAACGUGCUGCGUUUGAAUUUUCGUGGUUGUAUUCUCCGCUUGAAAACCUUGAGAUCUGUCAGCCUCUGUAGAAAUUUGCAAGAGCUGAAUGUCUCUGACUGCCCAACACUCACAGAUGAAUCAAUGAGAUACAUCUCUGAAGGCUGUCCUGGAGUCCUGUACCUCAAUCUAUCUAACACAAUUAUCACCAACAGGACCAUGAGACUGCUGCCGAGGCACUUCCACAACUUACAGAAUCUCAGCUUGGCUUACUGCAAAAAGUUCACAGACAAAGGAUUACGGUACCUGAAUUUAGGGGAUGGAUGCCACAAGCUCAUCUAUUUGGACCUUUCCGGCUGCACCCAGAUUUCAGUCCAAGGCUUCAGGAACAUUGGAAACAGCUGCACUGGAAUUAUGCAUCUGACCAUCAACGACAUGCCAACUCUGACGGACAACUGUAUAAAAGCUUUAGUUGAAAGGUGCCCUCGUAUUACAUCAAUAGUUUUCAUUGGCGCUCCACAUAUCUCUGAUUGUGCUUUUAAAGCUCUUUCUACGUGUAACCUCAGAAAGAUCCGAUUUGAAGGAAAUAAAAGGAUUACUGAUGCGUGCUUCAAAUUUAUAGAUAAGAAUUAUCCAAAUAUCAGUCACAUUUACAUGGCAGACUGCAAGAGAUUAACAGAUAGUAGCCUUAAGUCACUUUCACCUUUGAAGCAACUAACUGUGUUGAAUUUGGCAAAUUGUAUAAGAAUUGGUGAUAUGGGAAUAAAGCAAUUUCUUGAUGGUCCUGUGAGCAUAAGGAUAAGAGAGCUAAAUUUAAGUAACUGUAUCCACCUGGGUGAUGCCUCUAUUAUGAAACUAUCAGAGUGCUGCCCUAAUUUAAACUACUUGAGUUUGAGAAAUUGUGAACAUUUGACUGACCUAGCAAUUGAAUAUGUUGUAAACAUCUUUUCCUUGGUAUCAGUAGAUCUCUCUGGGACAAACAUCUCUAAUGAGGGUUUGCUGACACUUUCCAGACAUAAAAAAUUAAAGGAACUUUCUCUAUCUGAGUGUUACAAAAUCACCGAUGUUGGAAUUCAGGCGUUCUGCAAAGGCUCACUGAUCUUAGAACACUUGGAUGUCUCUUAUUGCUCCCAGCUGUCAAAUGAUAUUAUUAAAGCACUGGCCAUUUAUUGUGUUUCCCUCACAUCUCUCAGCAUUGCUGGCUGUCCAAAGAUUACUGACUCAGCAAUGGAGAUGUUAUCGGCAAAAUGCCAUUACCUGCACAUUUUGGAUAUUUCUGGUUGUGUCCUGCUUACUGACCAAAUGCUCGAGGACCUUCAGAUAGGCUGCAAACAACUCCGGAUUCUUAAGAUGCAAUACUGCAGACUUAUUUCCAUGGAGGCAGCAAAGAGAAUGUCAUCUAUAGUUCAGCAGCAGGAAUAUAACCCUGGUGACCCUCCACUUUGGUUUGGCUAUGAUUAUGAAGGCAAGCCCCUUACAAAACAACAUGAGAUACCACCACCUAAAAAUGUAGAAUGGACAGUGACAGAGUCAACACACAGUAGUCAAGAGGAAGUAGUAUGACCUUCAGCCUCAAGCAAGAAGAACAAAAAAAUCUAGAACUUGGUAACUUCAUUUGAUGCAAGUAUUUUCACUAGCUGGAUCUCAACAGUGUGAACAACCAGCAAAUCAUCUCCUGAUUUUUGUUCCAAAUACAAAUAUUUCUAAAUACAUUAUUAGUUCUUCUAA
Neofelis nebulosa (Clouded leopard) is the source of this 2933-nucleotide messenger RNA. It is a transcript of the gene FBXL13, whose product is annotated as F-box and leucine rich repeat protein 13. Gene Ontology annotation, cellular component: SCF ubiquitin ligase complex. Gene Ontology annotation, molecular function: protein binding. Lineage: Eukaryota; Metazoa; Chordata; Mammalia; Carnivora; Felidae. Bases 288 to 2768 code for a protein of 826 amino acids. The transcript has 21 exons. Gene Ontology annotation, biological process: SCF-dependent proteasomal ubiquitin-dependent protein catabolic process. The record is from RefSeq and is a predicted model, not a curated record.